This is a messenger RNA of Pongo pygmaeus (Bornean orangutan), 6336 nucleotides long. RefSeq names its product fibroblast growth factor receptor substrate 2 (gene FRS2). Gene Ontology annotation, cellular component: cell-cell junction; cytoplasm. Gene Ontology annotation, biological process: fibroblast growth factor receptor signaling pathway. The transcript has 10 exons. Gene Ontology annotation, molecular function: fibroblast growth factor receptor binding; transmembrane receptor protein tyrosine kinase adaptor activity. NCBI's taxonomy places the organism in Eukaryota, Metazoa, Chordata, Mammalia, Primates, Hominidae. The record is from RefSeq and is a predicted model, not a curated record. Bases 572 to 2092 code for a protein of 506 amino acids.
AGUGCUUUUCCAGGAUUCGGGCCGGAGAGAGGCCUUGUAGGCACAGCGGCUGAGACUCGAUCGGUUCCAAGUAGGGGCUCCAGCGCGGGUCGCAGUCUGGGGGUUCGCGCCCGCCGACCCGCGCCCUGCUCUCUCUCAGCACCUGGGCCGACGGUUACAAGCAUUCUUUACUAGACAGCAUUAACGUAGACAUCUGUGGAAGCACGUGUGAAACAACUGUAUGGAGAAACAUCUAUCUGUUUUUUGAGAUGGAGCCUCCCUCUGUCACCCAGGCUGGAGUACAGUGAAAUGACCAUUAAGAAGUAGAUGCCCAGAUGCAAAAGUGAUGAAACAGUCCAUUUGUCAUAAAGUAAGAUGCAGCUGUGGCGUGUCAACCAGCUUGGAGAUUUUCUUCUUUCUACCGGCAUCAAGAUCAAGCAGGCAAGUUUACUUGCUGUCAUCUUCUAUAAGGUUAAGUCAGCAAACAAAGAAAACAUGGUAUUUUAAAGUAUGAUUAAACUCCUGAUGCUGCAGCAGAGGCUAAGAAUAUUAAUGGCCAGAUCUAGUGCACACAUGGUCUUCUGAAGAAGCCAUGGGUAGCUGUUGUAGCUGUCCAGAUAAAGACACUGUCCCAGAUAACCAUCGGAACAAGUUUAAGGUCAUUAAUGUGGAUGAUGAUGGGAAUGAGUUAGGUUCUGGCAUAAUGGAACUUACAGACACAGAACUGAUUUUAUACACCCGCAAACGUGACUCAGUAAAAUGGCACUACCUCUGCCUGCGACGCUAUGGCUAUGACUCGAAUCUCUUUUCUUUUGAAAGUGGUCGAAGGUGUCAAACUGGACAAGGAAUCUUUGCCUUUAAGUGUGCCCGUGCAGAAGAAUUAUUUAACAUGUUGCAAGAGAUUAUGCAAAAUAAUAGUAUAAAUGUGGUGGAAGAGCCAGUUGUAGAAAGAAAUAAUCAUCAGACAGAAUUGGAAGUCCCUAGAACACCUCGAACACCUACAACUCCAGGAUUUGCUGCUCAGAACUUACCUAAUGGAUAUCCCCGAUAUCCCUCAUUUGGAGAUGCUUCAUCCCAUCCUUCAAGCAGACAUCCUUCUGUGGGAAGUGCUCGCCUGCCUUCAGUAGGGGAAGAAUCUACACAUCCUUUGCUUGUGGCUGAGGAACAAGUACAUACCUAUGUCAACACUACAGGUGUGCAAGAAGAGCGGAAAAAUCGCACAAGUGUGCAUGUUCCAUUGGAGGCAAGGGUUUCUAACGCUGAAAGCAACACACCAAAAGAAGAACCAAGUAGUGUUGACGACAGGGAUCCUCAGAUUCUUCUUGAACCUGAAGGAGUCAAAUUUGUUUUAGGGCCAACCCCUGUUCAAAAGCAGUUAAUGGAAAAAGAGAAACUGGAGCAACUUGGAAGAGAUCAAGUCAGUGGAGCAAAUAACACAGAAUGGGACACUGGCUAUGACAGUGAUGAACGAAGAGAUGCACCCUCCGUUAACAAACUGGUGUAUGAAAAUAUAAAUGGGCUCUCUAUCCCUAGUGCCUCAGGGGUCAGGAGAGGUCGUCUGACAUCCACCAGUACCUCAGAUACCCAGAAUAUCAACAACUCAGCUCAGAGAAGAACUGCAUUAUUAAACUAUGAAAAUCUACCAUCUUUGCCUCCUGUUUGGGAAGCCCGCAAGCUAAGUAGGGAUGAAGAUGACAAUUUAGGACCAAAGACCCCAUCUCUAAAUGGCUACCAUAAUAAUCUAGAUCCAAUGCAUAACUAUGUAAAUACAGAGAAUGUAACAGUGCCGGCAAGUGCUCACAAAAUAGAAUAUUCAAGGCGUCGGGACUGUACACCAACAGUCUUUAACUUUGAUAUCAGACGCCCAAGUUUAGAACACAGGCAGCUUAAUUACAUACAGGUUGACUUGGAAGGUGGCAGUGACUCUGACAACCCUCAGACUCCCAAAACGCCUACAACUCCCCUUCCACAAACCCCUACGAGGCGCACAGAGCUGUAUGCCGUGAUAGACAUCGAGAGAACUGCUGCUAUGUCAAAUUUGCAGAAAGCACUGCCACGAGAUGAUGGUACAUCUAGGAAAACUAGACACAAUAGUACUGAUCUGCCCAUGUGAACCUGGAAAGCAUUAUGUUGUUUGCACCUUUGUGAAGUUUUUAAAAAUGAAGAUGCAAGUGCUUCAUUUUCAUUUCUAAACACUAACUCCUUUUAUAGACUGAUAAAAUUUUUUUCUGAAUAUUUCAUGUGCAUCUUUAACUAAAGGGAAUUAAUGUAGAGCAGGUACUCCUUAAAGAACACUAAUUUCAUUAUAUACUACUCGUUGUACAGCAGCAUUCCCAUUUUCACAGUGCCUAUUUAAAAUGAGAGUUGAAGUAAAUGACAUGCUGGUUGAUUUUUAUCAAUAUUCUGGACUUAACACAUAUCUUUCAUGUCUAAGUCAUGGUUGGCUUUUAAAACUUUUUAUAAAGCCUCUUGACAAUGUGCAUUGCUAACAGGUAACUAUAGGUUUUGAAAGUAAUGCUCGUAGAUUCAGUGUUCACAGUAUGUGGCCUCCAGCAUGUAACAUGAGGAAUCCUUUAUUUCAUUAAUUAAUGGCUUUUUGACUUGAGCCAAAACAUAUGUAAAGGAAACAGAAGUACCACACCUCCUCUUAUACCAGUCAGCUCCUUUGCCUGCAGUGUUACUAGAAAACGGCCUGUGUCCAUGAGUAUGGUUUGCUAUUGGUACACUGAAAGGCAGGAAGGAGGCAAGAUUUUCUAUUUACUCAUCUCAUGAUGUCAUUUGAAGGGCAUGUCCAGAUAUCUUAAAAUUAUAAUAGGCUCAAGAAUCAGUCUCAGGUCACUUUACCCAAAAACAUUUGAAAAUCUGAACCACAGUCUCUUGAAAGUUUUUCUCCUAUAGAUUAUUGACAACACAUUGUUUUCUGGAGGCAUUUGUGCCAUUAGGUUUCCAUUUAUCUUCAGUUUUUUUCUUUGGUGUUUGGGAUGUCUUAUUUUGUUGCCUUAUGUCCUUUUCAAUUUAAAAUGUUUGAGUUUGUAUAUAGUUUUGAAAUUGGAUUAUGUGUUCAUUGUUGUUUAGUUUGCAUUUUUGUCAAAUUAUGGUUUCGAAGGUUCAUUUGGAACUUACUGUUAUUCUGUAACAGGGUUGCCCUUGUCCAGUAUUUAUUUAUAUGCUGUUUACUUUUCAAGUUGAUAAAAACAUUCUCCAAUUCUAAAUUUACUUGUGUCCAUAGGUGAUCUCUUUAGCAAACUGAGAAAAAAAGGAAGAUACUUUUAACAUGCAAAGUUCCCUCAAGGUGUACCGUGUUUUCUCUGUGGGCACUCUUCCCCAGCACUUUAGCAGUAAUUCCCCCAGCUACACGCUGCAGUUGUACUCUGCCCACUCUAGUGUUCCUCAGCUCUGCUGUCCUUUUACUUGUAGCUGGAUCUUUGAUUAUCCUUCGAUUUCCAUGAAAUAUUAAUAUUGUUGCCAGCAUAGCAGGUACAGUGGAAGUCUUGUAGCAAUGAGAUUGUAUCAUAAUUUAGGAUUUAAAAUGAAUUAAAAGUUUAUAUAAACUGAAGAGUCUCCAUAUGUCAAACUCUUGGAAAAUCAAAGAUGUUCCAGUUUCCUAAACACUAGAGAAUACGAGAGAAGGUAGAGUGGAAAAGGUUAGGUAACCUUGCAAAAUAUUUUACUAUUUUCUCUAAAUAUGAGGAAGUUUGAGAUUAUGAUCUGGAUCUACCAGAUAUAACUAAGGUUAAUUUAGCAUGAAAAAGUUUUAGUCAUAUUAGCAUCAAACCUAGUCAGUAACCGAAUCAUAGGACAAUGAUGGAUUAGGAGAACAAUAGAGUGGGAUCAUUAUAAAGAAAAUAAAUUAUUAAAAGUUGUCUUUAUCGUUUUCAGUGCCAUUUUUAGUGUCUUUAUUAUAAAUCAAUAUCAGUGUAUUUUAUCAUUCUAUGUGCAUAACAGAAUUUUCUUUUCCCUCUUUUGUUCCCCUGUGAACUUGGUGCUUAUUAAAGUGUUCACUGUUCUCUUAAAAGAGAGCAGUGGUAUAGGUGUGCAGUUUCCGUGAUGCAGGUUCCAUUUUUAAUAUAUUGUUCCACUUAUCCUUUCUUCUGAGUAAAUUGCUAAUUGUGCCAAAUUUAUGUAAUAGUUUUUGUAAUGUGGAAUAAGAAUUAUAAUGGAACCAUUGCACAUAGUUUUUUCUGAAACAACCAGUCAAGGCAGAACAUUAAUCUCCAAAUGAAAGGGCUGAUCUAUUUAUUCAUUUUGGAGGUUGGGUACUUUAUUCUUUCUUUCCAUCAUCCUUUUCAUUGUUUCCCCCGGAUUCUAAUUAGUUUUUAUUUUUUUUUAGAUAACUCCAAUAUAAUCAUUACAGUUUAUGCUUUAAAUACUAUGUGCUUUAAAAAGGAAAAUGGGACCAAUUUGUCUGCUAAGAAUUUGAUUUUAGGUACUAUAAGAGUAUUAGGAAAAUACAUACAACUGGUGUUAAUUUCUAGAUAUUUUCUAGAAAUCACUUGUGUUCCUAUUUAAUAAAAGGUAAUUUAGAAUACUACUUGUCCUUUGCAGUAGUUUAGUAAUGGGCAUUACGCUGUGUCCUGGAAGGAUGUACCUAUUACUAGGUGCAUUUUAGAAUGAAAUAUUAAUAUUUUAUUAGCAUAUAAUUGUGGCCAUAUAUCUCAGAUUUUCUGAGGCAGAUCUAAUUUUAGAUAAUUCUGUUGGUAGACCAUGUGAUCCUUCUUUUUGGUUUUGGAAAUAUAAUCAUUGUUAAUGUUUUCCCUCCAAAUAGAAUACUGUUUUAUCCAUACAAAUCAUAACAGCAUCUAUCCCAUGCCAGGGUUGGAAACUGAUAUUGGUAUUACCUGUGCUUUUUCUUAGUGUGUUUUAUUUCCCAGUUUCAUCUUCUUUUAAAAAUGAAAAUAUGGUGCCUUCCCUCCCUCCAAGGAAGACUGGCAAAUAGUUCCUUUUAUUUACUGCUGCUGUGGAGUGAUGAGAUAUGCACUUUACUCUUGAAGAUUCAGCAAAAAGCUUUUCACUUCCCAGUAUAUCCAGAAUACAUCAUAUCUGGGACUUAGGAAAAUUUGCCAAGCAGUCUUUGUUUUUAUAGAUACUAAUGUUGACCCUCUCCAGCGUUCAAUGUUAUAAAUAGAACAAGUCAAGCUAGUGUUUGUUUAUCUCCUCCCCUUCCCCAAAACUGUGGCACAGCAUAUAAAAAUGUACCUCAAUAAUGUUCUAUUAAAAAUGGGACAGGGGCCUUAUGUUUUCAUAAUUUCCCAACAAUGUGCCGCCAUAUUUUUGCCUCAAGGUAAAGGUUUUAACAGAUGAAAAAGUACUUCCCAAUUCCCCCUGUGCUAUUCCUAACCUAUAAUGCCCAAGUGUUUUGUGCAAUGUGUAGUGUGUGUGUAUAAAUACAUACAUUCUUGAAAUAGACAUACUAUCAGAGACAUCAUUCACAAGUAACUGAUGUAUUGGCAUCUCAUUCAUAUUUCUGAUGUGUGAGGUAUAUGGUACUAAUUACCUUUUCCUUGAUGUUUGCCAAAUUUGAAUAAAGGCAUUGGUACGAAAUUACAGAAUGUAAAGAAAAUGUUUUUGGCUUGAAAAAUUAACAAAUAUUUUAUGACAUACCACAGUAUACUCUGCCCAAACCAGCACCCUAUCUAUCUUUCCUGUUCUUUACAUCCCUUUUCCCCAUCCCUACUUCCUCAUUUUUUUGGGGUAUAACACAGUUCUUUUGUAGCAUCAUUAUAAUUGCAGUUCUAUGGCAAUUGGACAGUUAUAGCAUGGAAACAGACUGGUAUAAAUAGUACAGUAGUCACCAGUGUGCCACAUUUGCAUUAGUAAUGCAAAAUAUACAUUUUAUAAAGGACAAACUUUGUGUUAUGUUUUAUUUUCAUUACAUUGUAUAAUAUUGUAAGACUAUUGUAUGUCGUAAUUUGCAUUAUAAAUGUUUUUUUCCUACGUAAAGGCAUAAAUAUAGCAACUUUGUAUAAAGGUAGCUUAUUAGAUUUUUAAUUUUUUCUUUUAUAAAAAAUUGUCUAACAGUGGGACUACCAUUGCCAAAUUGUAUGUGAAAUAUGAAUUUUACCCCCAUGGUUAAUUUCUUUUAUAAACAUUCCAUAUUUCUCUAAUAAAAGACAUAAGUGAUACUGUACUAUGCAUAAAUUGUAUCUUAAUGCUGUUUCAGAUCAGCAUUUUAAAUUUUGGUUUGCAUUUUUAAUAUUGGCAAAACAUAACCACUGUUAAUUAAAAUAAAACCUUGUUGUAUAUGUAACAACAUAAUUUGCCCUCUAUCCCUUCCCACCCUUUGUUCUCUAUUUCUCCCUAUCAGUGCCAACUUCAUACAUUUUGUAGCAUGGCAAUAAAAUAUAACUUUUACACUGA